Pecten maximus is the source of this 2305-nucleotide messenger RNA. Its product is annotated as sulfotransferase family cytosolic 1B member 1-like. Bases 8 to 904 code for a protein of 298 amino acids. The transcript is spliced from 5 exons. Gene Ontology annotation, biological process: sulfation. Gene Ontology annotation, cellular component: cytoplasm. Gene Ontology annotation, molecular function: sulfotransferase activity. Lineage: Eukaryota; Metazoa; Mollusca; Bivalvia; Pectinida; Pectinidae. The record is from RefSeq and is a predicted model, not a curated record.
CACCGCCAUGGAACUUGUGAAGAAGACUGAUGACCAAGGAAAUACCAUCAUAUUCAAGCGUUACCAUGGUCGAGCCUUCCAUAAAGAAAUUCCUGGUAAUAUUGGUGAUCAACUGGAGAAAGUGGCGUCUUUACGGUGUAAGCCUGAUGAUGUCUUACUGUGUACAUUUCCUAGAUCAGGUACUCACUGGGUGUUCAACAUGACCAGAAUGAUACAGAUGAAAACUCUGCAAUACACAUCUAAUCCGGUGAUGGUUGAAUUUGAAGAUGUUGGGAGACUCGAUAAUGUAAAGUCCCCAAGGUUGUUCCACACACAUCUUACUUACCCCUUCAUCCCUAAAGCGGCCAAGGGCGGACAACUGAAACUUAUUUACGUGCUCCGCAAUCCAAAGGACAUCGCGUGCUCAUACUACAAAUACAUGAGUCGAAUUAAAAGCACGAGCUACAUUGGCAACUUCGACGGAUUUCUUAAAGCCUUCCUAACUGAAGAAACAAUAUCGUGUGGCGGAUCCUGGUUUACACAUACGAGGGAAUGGAACUCCGCCAUUUGUGAGAAUCGGGAUUUGAAGAUUCUGAUACUCAGAUACGAAUGUCUGACCAAGAACCUGUAUCCGAAUCUUGUGAAAAUAGCAAACUUUUUGGAGGUCGAUCAGGACGAAACGUUCCUAAGGAAUGUGGAACGUACUGUGUCUUUUGAAAACCUAAAGCAGGAACACGCAACAAAAGCAGGCGAAAAUGAAUUAUGGGAACAUCUUGGCGAUAAAGGAAGGUUGCCAAUUUACAACAAAGGCAUCGUUGGUAAUUGGAAGAAUGAGUUCACUGUGGCCCAAAAUGAAGCGUUUGAUGUCGUAUACAAGGAAAAGAUGUGUGACAUAGGCGUCAACCUUGAAUUCGACUACGAGUGAAUAUAGAUACGUAUUUGGCGCAAUGACAAACUAAUUUGCACGAUAUUGGCUGUUCGCCAGUUGAACAUUCUAGGGAUUCGUGCAGAUUUAGUUUUGCUUAAGGUGAUGCCAAAAUAACUUUUAAGACAUGAUGUAGACACACGUUCUACUUAAUGCAUAUAAUAGGCAUUUUAAAUGCAAAUCCAACUGUAUUCUUCAGCUGUUUCAUCCGUGUAGGAUAUUAAUGACGUAUCGUAAUAUGUUAAAAUCUACAUCAGCUGUGAUGUAAUGAGAUGCUGUAGAAUACUCAUAUUACGGAAGCAUAUGUUAUAAUUUACGUACGUACACUGAACACAUUGUCUUAUAAUAGUAGUAUACUGGAAGUAAUGACGUUGCUUGGUGAUCGGAUAUCACAUUUCUAAAUGGUGACCGUAUAUGAUAGAAUGAUUGAAAUGCAUAUAAACCACGCUCUGUAUGUUACUGAAAAUCUUACUUUUACAGAGUACAUUUUGACAUCUUCAUAUCGCCAAGAUGGAUGUGUCCUGAAAAAAUACAUUUAUUAUCUGAUGAAUACAAACAUAAAAAUAGCGACUUAAAUGACUAGUAAACGUUAUUAUACAUCACAAUUAUUAUGUAUGACUAUAAAAUCAACAGACACGCUAAUCAGAAGUACAAGACCAUGUCUUUAAUGACCUGCUCGUGCAAUAGGCAAUUUGGCGAUGUCAAAAUCAAUUGAUCAAAUACCACCAACUUACAAUUUGUACCAUCAACAUACAAUUUGUACCAUCAACAUCCCCAUAUCAAAUUGUCCCCCAAUUGAGACUUAGGAAUUUCAAUAUUCAUCAUUUGUCGAUAUCACAAGCGAAACAUCACUUCCGGUAUAAUGUCUACUCUGUUACAGGUAAACUCAUGAUGUUACUUUCGCAAUGACAGUACAUCAGCAAUGUUAAAACUGUCAAUACAAUCCUUGUUAAUUGAUGAAAUGUUAUUACCAGUAAAACGUUUUGAUAUUUAAUUCUUUAUUUUACUUUGAACCCGAAGUUCUCCCAAAAGACCUUAUAACUAGACAUACUUCGAUUAUUGUUUGUCGGAAAGCAAUGUUUGCACUUUUUACAAAAUGCAAUCACAAUAAAUUAAAUAUUGAAACUAUGCUCAUCUUUUCGAUACAUACAUGUAUGUUGGAAGUAUUUUAAGCUAUGGUUGCGAGAUAUGGGGAUCGUCAAAGGCGAAAUUGAUAAGGUCCCCACCCUUUUACUUAAUGUAAAAAAAAAUCAACCUCAAAUGCAGUAAUAUAUAUUUUGAACUAGGUCGUUUUCCACUUCAAUUCCACAGGAUAGUCAGGAUAAUCAAGUACCGGUUUAAAUGAAUUACUACACGAAAUUGUAUUUUAAUUCGUGCAUAUGGAUUUUUAAGAAAUAAUAA